Vigna angularis (adzuki bean) is the source of this 1025-nucleotide messenger RNA. RefSeq names its product putative axial regulator YABBY 2. The record is from RefSeq and is a predicted model, not a curated record. The coding region runs from base 176 to 727 and encodes 183 amino acids. The transcript has 7 exons. Lineage: Eukaryota; Viridiplantae; Streptophyta; Magnoliopsida; Fabales; Fabaceae. Gene Ontology annotation, biological process: multicellular organism development; cell fate commitment. Gene Ontology annotation, cellular component: nucleus.
CCCGACCACACCACACUAGUCCCAUCUUUAACCUAUCUGCAAACACACACACUCUCUCUCUCUCUCUUCUUAAAUAACACAACAAUAAUAAUAACCAAGUGAUUCUCUCCCCCGUGAUCUGCCUAUAAAUCCACCAAGCACACACUCAAAGGACACAGUCACAUAUAGAUUAAAAAUGUCAAUGGAAAUGAUGGCAACGGAACGUGUUUGUUAUGUUCACUGCAACUUCUGCAACACCAUUCUAGCGGUUAGUGUUCCAUACAACAGUUUGCUAACCAUAGUGACGGUUAGAUGUGGACAUUGCGCUAAUUUGCUAUCAGUUAACAUGGGAGCAUCCCUUCAACCAUUUCCUCCUCAAGACCCUCAGUCACAGAAACAGCACCUAAGCUUUGAAGAACCCAGCAGCAAGGAACUGGGAUCCUCAUCUUCAAAAUGUAACAAAAUAGCGCCAUUUGAGGCAGUAGAGCAUGAACAACCAAGGAUUCCUCCCAUUCGUCCUACAGAGAAGAGACAUCGUGUGCCUUCUGCUUAUAAUCGAUUCAUUAAGGAGGAAAUCCAAAGGAUUAAGGCUAGUAAUCCAGAUAUCAGCCACAGGGAGGCUUUCAGCUCCGCAGCCAAAAACUGGGCACAUUUCCCUCACAUUCACUUUGGGUUAAAGCUGGAUGGUAACAGUCAAGGAAAGUUGGAGCAGGGAGAAGGAGGUGAAAAGACCAAUGGAUUCUACUGAUAUAAAUGGAAGCCUGUGAGUAUGAGCUUGUUUUUUUCAUGCUUGACCUAAAUCAGUGAAAAUGAGGUUGAUCAAAUUUCCCAAUCGUACAACUGGAUGGGAGACUCCUGCAAAUUAACCUCACCCUCUCUCACCAAUGUUUAAUAGUACAUGUAUUGCCCUUUUCUAUAUAAUAGAUAUAUCGUUGUUAUGAAAUGAUUGCCAUUCUUGUGAUUGCAUUUAUUGUGUUGAAUUUGAGCCCUUAAGUAAACAACACGUUCCUCUAUAUAUCAUAAUGAUGAUGAUGCUUCUUCAAUCA